CCCCAUGAGUGGAAGAAAUCAAACAAAGCAAACCAAAGCAGAGAGAACAUUUCUCCCCACACCAAAGAAACCAAGCUCAAAGAAAUCAAGAAAGCAAAGAAUCCGAAAACGCAAAACCAAAAACAUGCACAGGUUCAGCAACUCUCUCAUCGGUUACCUGAACCUGCUGAGCCUCCUCGCCUCCAUCCCCAUCAUCGGCGGGGCCCUCUGGUUUGCUCGGAGCUCCGCCACCUGCGAGUCCACGCUGCAAACUCCCCUCCUAAUCCUCGGCUUCGUCAUCCUCCUUGUUUCCCUCGCUGGAUUUGUCGGUGGCUGCUUCAAUGUUGCUUGUGCUCUUUGGUUCUAUCUCUUCGUCAUGCUACUGCUCAUUGCUGCGCUUCUUUGUGUCACCGUGUUUGGAUUUGCUGUUACCGGUGGCGGAGGAGGGACUCAGGUGGCAGGGAGAGUGUAUAAAGAGUAUAAGCUGGAGGAUUAUUCCGGGUGGCUGAGGAAGAGGAUAUCGGAGGACAGGUACUGGAGGGCGGCGAGGUCUUGCGUCGUGGGAUCCAAGGCGUGCGCGCAGAUCGCCUCUUGGACCCCGCUGGAUUACCUGCAGAGAGACCUUACUCCUAUUCAGUCAGGUUGCUGCAAGCCUCCUACAUCAUGCACAUAUGGCACAACCAUGCCAAUGGCCACGACGCAGGAUGAAGACUGCUAUAGAUGGAACAACGAUGCAACUAUUCUAUGCUACGGUUGUGACUCAUGCAAGGCAGGAGUUCUAGAGCAAGUGAGGAUGGACUGGCACAAGCUGUCGAUUCUCAAUGUCGUCGUCCUCAUUUUCCUCAUCGGGGUAUAUUCCAUCGGAUGUUGUGCUUUCCGGAAUGCACAGAGGCAUGAGUCAGAUUAUCCUUACGGGCACAACCACAUGUCCAAAGUCAAUCCUCGAUGGGAUUAUUACUGGUGGAGGAGGUGGCGCGACAGGAGGGACCAGCUUUACUAGCUACCAUUCUUGUUCAUAAUGCCACUAUCCACUGUGUUAUAUUUCCAUGGCAUGGUUUUGUGUAUGAGCAGAAGUGUGAUUAGAAUUAUGUUCUUCUUGCAAGCAAAGAUUGCGGUUUGUAAAUUAUAUAAUUGAAUACAUUCCGUUUACAAGUUUCCAGUUUCAUAUUUA
Messenger RNA from Asparagus officinalis (garden asparagus), 1150 nucleotides. RefSeq names its product tetraspanin-6-like. The record is from RefSeq and is a predicted model, not a curated record. The transcript has 3 exons. The coding region runs from base 5 to 979 and encodes 324 amino acids. Gene Ontology annotation, cellular component: plasma membrane; plasmodesma. NCBI's taxonomy places the organism in Eukaryota, Viridiplantae, Streptophyta, Magnoliopsida, Asparagales, Asparagaceae. Gene Ontology annotation, biological process: auxin-activated signaling pathway.